GUGAGAAUCAAAGCAUAAGGCAGUAUCAUGCAAAGCAGAAACAAACAUCUCUUUUCAUUUCUUUUAUGUGCCAAAGUACAGUAAAGUCUUGAAGUGCACUGUACUUCCUCAUAUAUUGCCCAAAUGCAUGAUUGACUUGACUGCUGAGAGCAAAUCCCUAUGUUUGUGCAAAUUCUUAUAAAAUCAUGUUUUCUCAUCAUUUCCACACCAUCCGCUCUAUAUUCGUGUCCGGCGCAAGUCUGGCACGUGGCUUGCCGCAGUUUGAAACCGUCAGUUUGCAUCGUUGUGGGUGUGAAUACAGCCGACUUGCUCCACAGCUAAUUGAGGAGACUGCAUUCAUUCACUUUAAACUUGCUGCACGAGAGGCACAUUCCUUUACAUGGCAGAAGGAGAAACUCAUUUGCUGGAGUAAAAAAAAAAAAAAAUACAAUGGCAUCCACCACACAUAUCAGUGGAGCGCAGAAUCUGUCUGCCGGCACCGAGACCAAAUCUAACAAAACCACGUUCCAAAACCUGGACCACAACACACCUACUCAAAGGUCUAGUCUACUUUCUGUCACCAAAUUGUCAGAUGCACCAGGGGCGUGGAAUAGAAAAUGUCCACCUUCAGUCCACGAGGCGCAGCGCGGCAGGCCAAUAAGUCUUGCCCCGGCACGAAAAUGAAGAUACACCAGUUUUUACGGCGAGCACACAUGCGCCCGCCCUUUAAAACAGGGCCCUUGGCAUCCUGGCUAGUCCACCAAGAUUAGAAACUACUAUGCAAGGUAUGGAUGAAUGAGCUGGUGAAGCAAACCAUACCUCAGUGAUGCACAGGAUAUUAUUUUUGAGUUACGAUUCAUACAUAUUCUCAUUUGAGCUGACUUCAGCUAUGACUGCUAACAAAAACAUAACAAUGUUCAUGUUGUGUUUAUCAGGGCGACCGAAUGUGGCACUUUGCCAUCUCUGUGUUCCUGAUUGAGCUGUACGGACGUAACUUGCUGUUGACUGCAGUCUUCGGCUUAGUGGUAGCUGGCUCGGUGCUCCUGCUCGGAGCUUUGAUCGGAGACUGGGUUGAUCGCAAUCCCAGGAAUAAAGGUAUGCGGCAGCAAUUUCACACCCACCUGAAAAUUUUUGCAUGCAUGACUGUGCAUCAGACGAGCGGGUGAUAAAUCAGUGCAUCUCAAUCUUGAGUCUGGGCCGUGUGCUGGUUUGCCAUCCCGCCAUGUGGUAAAUUGCAUUCGCCUUUCGGCGUCUUAAGUGUAAAUCAUUUCCUGAUUUGAUUUCUACACUCAAAACCGGCGAGGCACACCAUUCACAGUUACCAACAUCUGGUUUAAGUUAGCUUGCGUAUAUGAAGAUAUCAACCAGGCCCUAAGACUCUUUUUCUUUCUCUUUCUUUUUGUUUUAUUUUUUACUUCAGUUGCACAUGCAUCUCUGUUCAUCCAGAACAUCUCAGUGACCAUCUGUAGCAUUGUGCUCAUGUUGGUCUUCUCAUAUAAGCAAAGGAUUGAGCAGAUCUGGGAUGGCUGGCUUACUAUGUGGCAAACCUUGCAAGCACUGCGCUGACCAUUGCCAUCCAGCGGGACUGGAUCAUAGUCAUCACCGGCUACAAUCGCGGCCACCUCGCUGGUAAGACGACUCUGGCAUGAGGUCACGGCGGGCACGCAAGCGCAUUAAUCUAAACCUCCCUGAUCCUGAAAAAAAGGAAUGAAUGCCACAAUGAGGCGGAUAGAUCAGGUGACGAACAUCCUGGCCCCGCUCGCCGUGGGACAGGUCAUGACCCUGGCCUCCAAUGUAGUUGGGUGUGGCUUCAUCUUGGGAUGGAACCUCGUGUCUCUCAUUGUGGAGUUUUUCUUCUUGUCCCGGGUGUACCGCAUUGUCCCCGCUCUUUCUGUCAAACCACCAACGGCGGAGGUGGGCCUGGCCAAUCUGCAAGGGAUGAACAGAAGCGGAUCGCAAGGUGAAGGUCAAGUCGUUCAGCCUGUGGCAGAAGGCGACAGUGAUGCGAGGCUCCGCCUAAAAGAAAUGACCUAUCUCCCACUGUGCUUGCGGAGGUUUCGCUGGCUGGUGAGCACCUGCAAGGACGGAUGGAGGUCCUACUAUCAACAGCCGGUCUUCCUGGCGGGAAUGGGCCUGGCAUUCCUCUACACUACCGUACUGGGCUUUGAUUGCAUCACCACCGGCUACGCCUACACUCAGGGCAUAAGCGGCUCCUUCCUCAGUGUGCUGAUGGGCGUAUCGGCCAUCACCGGUCUGAUGGGCACCGUCAUGUUUACGAGACUGAGGAAGACGUACGGUCUGAUCAACACGGGCAUCAUCUCCAGCUGCCUCCACCUGGGCUGCUUGCUCCUGUGCGUGUGCUCCGUCUUUGCCCCCGGCAGCCCCAUGGAUCUUAGCUUGCUCAUGCCCUACUUUACCUCAAACUCCUCCUCGGAGGUUGGAGGCAUGGCGAACCAAAGACAAAAACACACUUCUGCUUCGAGGGGGGGCAGCAAUCAACCACUUCUACCCGACCGUUCCUCCAUCCACUGGACCAACAACACUGUGCUUUUUGACAACGUGCCCUCCGGUAGCGCGCCAGAAUCUUACACCUCCAUUAUCCUCUUGUUCAUGGGAGUCAUCACGGCACGCAUCGGUUUGUGGUCCUUUGACCUGACAGUCACCCAGCUGUUGCAGGAGAACAUCUGUGAGUCCGAGCGAGGUGUUGUAAAUGGGGUGCAGAGCUCUAUGAAUUACCUGAUGGACCUGCUCCACUUCAUAAUGGUCAUCUCUGCUCCACAGCCACAGCAUUUUGGUAUCCUAGUUCUCAUUUCUGUGCUCUUCAUCACCACUGGACACACAAUGUACUUCCUGUAUGCGCACAAAGCCAAGAGAAAACGUCGCCUGGACACCUAAAAGGGGAGACAAGGCCCCCAAAUGCAAGCACGAGAUGCUUUACCAGCACCGAGUCCGCUCUGACCAUGUGAAAUGAAUGUGUCCCUCCCGUUCCGUGACUUAGCCAUUCAUUUCCGCACACCACAGCCAGAGUCUCUGUCUCACCUCAGCUGCUUCCUCCCUGCAGGGCCUGCAUGCGAUAAAGCAGCAAACCAGAACUCAGGUGCAAUAGAAUGGGAGCAACAGUGUAUCAUGAAUAUGAAUGGCCGCUAUAAAUGCAGCAAUGAAACCUCCGGGGGCGAUGUCCUAGUGGAAUUUACAACAGGAGUAAACCCCAAAGGAUUACCGCAAGGCUUUCAAUGAACCUUUGAAAGCUUUCGCUAUGAAAGUGGAUGGAUGAUGACAUUUUUUUUAAACUGCAUGUACAAAAGAACCGCUGUUGUGAAGCAAACGCUGAUGCAUUGCUAAGAAAGACGGGCAUUAUACAAGACGGUACUGAUCCACCCACUUGGAAAUAUUCCAGGAUUUCCAAUUAAGGAAAAUAAAGGGAAUUGCACAUGAGAUCAUAUGAAAUAAACCCCAAAUA
Molecule: messenger RNA, 3439 nt
Organism: Hippocampus comes (tiger tail seahorse)
Lineage: Eukaryota; Metazoa; Chordata; Actinopteri; Syngnathiformes; Syngnathidae
Product: solute carrier family 40 member 1
Exons: 4
Coding region: 1687-2874 (395 amino acids)
Biological process (GO): iron ion transmembrane transport
Cellular component (GO): membrane
Molecular function (GO): iron ion transmembrane transporter activity
Source: RefSeq, a predicted model, not a curated record